Salvia miltiorrhiza (redroot sage) is the source of this 1448-nucleotide messenger RNA. RefSeq names its product bHLH transcription factor RHL1-like. Gene Ontology annotation, molecular function: DNA-binding transcription factor activity, RNA polymerase II-specific; protein dimerization activity; RNA polymerase II cis-regulatory region sequence-specific DNA binding. NCBI's taxonomy places the organism in Eukaryota, Viridiplantae, Streptophyta, Magnoliopsida, Lamiales, Lamiaceae. Bases 306 to 1241 code for a protein of 311 amino acids. The record is from RefSeq and is a predicted model, not a curated record. The transcript has 7 exons. Gene Ontology annotation, cellular component: nucleus. Gene Ontology annotation, biological process: regulation of transcription by RNA polymerase II.
GAAAUGGCUGAAUUAUAUAUAUAAAAAUAAUGAAUAAUUGAUAUAUACUACAAAGGCCAAUAAUAAUUUAUAAUCGGGCCUUCAGCGUUACGGAUCUAAAAAGGUGGCCCAGCCCGAUUCCAGAUUCGGGCCAUUUUUGGUCGGGUCGAGAUCGAGAGCUCAUUUUUUGCGCAAAACAAAACAUUCCGAAAUUCCCGAACCCCAAACAUGAUACUCUGCUCCCUCGCUGACUUCUACUUCUAAUCCUCUCUCUCUCUCUCUCAUCAGUCUUCCCAAACCGCAAUCCCCACUCACAUUUCGGAGCCAUGAACAAUCUAAACUCACUCAUGAACCAGCACCAAAUGUCGUCGCUCCAUGAAAUUCACGAUCACUCACAAUUCGAUCCGCCGUCGUCGCACGACGAGUUCCUCCACCAAAUGCUAUCCACCACUUCCCCGGCCUCCGCCUUCCCUUGGGGCGGCGACGACCAGCAGCAUCAGAUCAGCAGCGCUAGAGCCAUGCUGCUCCAGCAGCAUCAGCUGCUGCUCUCCCGCAGCCUCGCCGCCGCGAACGAUCUCCGCUCUCCGACGGAAGCCGACCCCGGCUUCUUCCCCCUCCCCCGAGACGAUCGCGACGACGUCGUCGACGGCCCCUCCUUCAAGCCUGCUAUCGCGGAAAAUGAUGCAUCCAUUAAAGCUCUAUUCAAUGGCUUCACGGGUUCCCUAGGUCAAACAACAAAUCAGGAUCAGCAUUUCCCUCACUCUCAGACUGAUAGUUUUGGAGUCUCGGCGUCUGCGGCGGCGAGCCAGCCGUCGGCGGCUGGACAACCUCGGCAGCGGGUGAGGGCCAGGCGAGGGCAGGCCACCGACCCUCACAGUAUUGCUGAAAGGUUGAGGAGGGAGCGAAUUGCGGAGAGAAUGAAGGCUUUACAGGAGCUUGUACCUAAUGCUAACAGGACAGACAAAGCCUCAAUGUUGGAUGAAAUCAUCGACUAUGUCAAAUUCCUACGGCUCCAAGUCAAAGUACUGAGCACGAGCAGAUUAGGCGGAGCUGCAGCUGUCGCCCCACUACUUGGUGAUGCAUCCUCUCAGGGGAAGAAGGGAGAGAAGGAAGGAAUGGCGACGGCGGAACAGAAGGUGGCGAAGCUUCUGGAAGAAGACAUGGGUUCGGCGAUGCAAUAUCUUCAGGGGAAGGGUCUUUGCCUGAUGCCUAUUUCUCUGGCCACCUCCAUCUCCUCCUCCUCCACCCAAACCUCUACUUAACCAUCUCUGCUCCUUCAAAUAUGCUACUUUCAUGCACUUCAUUUCCUGCACAUUUUUUUAUUACUAUUCCCUUUUUGAAGCCUAACUUCAUCAAACAUCGCAACUACUGAGUAAUAUCACCAAAUUUCAUAAUACAAUCACAUGCACUUCACGUUUAAACUGUAUUAAUUUAAUUAUCUUCGAAAUAUAUAUAUCCCACUUGGACUA